UAGUUCAGUUGGUGGUCGCUUUCAGCAGUCGCUAGAAAUAUGUCAGGAAAUACAGUUGAAUCAUGUGUUCCAAAGUGGCUUCACGUUAAAUUUUUGGAAGAACACCUACAAAAUUAUUAUAAAAAUGAUGGCGUAAAAUUGAUUACUUUCCAUGUAAAACCAUUCUCCGCCAAAGAAAAUGGUUUUACCAGUUCAAUGUAUCGCGUCAAAGUGACGUUGGACAUUCCUGGCAAGGGAGUUGGCGAAGUCAAGGGAGUUAAAACCUUAGACUUGAUUGUGAAAGAGGCCAUAGGUGAUGCUGAAUUUUUACAACAAUAUGAUGUGUACAAAAAAGAGCUUUUGUUUUAUGAGCAAAUCAUUCCAAAAAUGAAUGAAAAACUGAAAUUACUCAACGAAACGGAUAUGUUUCCCGAAGUGUAUGGGGCAUGUAAAUCACGGAAUAUUAUAAUUUUGGAAGAUUUAUCAGUGAAAGGGUAUCAAGUAUUGCCAGUAAUACGUGGAUACAAUGUUUUGGAAACGAAAUCGAUUUUAAGAAAAUUGGCUUUAUUUCAUGCGAUUUGUGCGGUAUUGCAAGAGGAACGAUCGGACAUAUUUUCGAUUUGUAAACUAGGUCAUUUGAGUCGUGGUGCUAAUGGAUUCAAUAAUUUUUACGUUGGAACUUUCGAAACUGUCAUUGAGGUCUUAUCUGAAUGGCCUGAAUUUGAUGUGUAUACGAACAAAUUGCGUCGCAUUGGCGAUCAAGUUAUAGAACGAGGCUAUCAAACGUACGAUAUGAAUCCGGAACAUUUUAAUACACUGAAUCAUGGUGAUCUUUGGUGUCCAAAUGUAAUGCUGAAAAUGACAAACGGGACUGAAGAGCAUCCUUUUGAAAAUGUUAACUUGAUUGAUUUUCAAUUCUCUUAUUGGGGAUCACCAACAACGGAUCUGCAUUACUUUAUGAAUACGUCGAUUGAUGGAAAUCAUCGUCCUGAACGAUUUUAUGAAUUGAUCCGUGGUUAUCAUGAACAUUUGACCGAGUUUUUGAAACAAUUGAAUUACCACAAACACAUUCCAACUUGGACUGAAUUUUAUAAACAAUAUCAGGAUAGACGAUUUUUUGGUUUCAUUGUGUCCUGUUUGCUACAGCCGAUGGAAAUAAAUAACCAUUUAAACUUUGAAUUCAAAGAUUUUUGUAUGAAUGACGCAAAUGGAGCGAAAGCAAGACGAAGUCUGUAUGAAGGGGAACAAAUUCGAGCAAAUCUUCGAAAACUCAUUCCAUAUUAUGAUCAAAUGGGAACUUUUGAACUAAAUUUUGAUCUAGGGGGAAAGAACAAGCCAAAAAGCUAAAAAAAUACGAUUCAAUACACAAAAUAAAUGUCAAUACGUGUAAAUACGUGUAAAUACUUGUCAAUACUGGAAAUGAAUGUAAA
Messenger RNA from Contarinia nasturtii (swede midge), 1409 nucleotides. RefSeq lists its product as uncharacterized. The transcript is spliced from 4 exons. The coding region runs from base 40 to 1326 and encodes 428 amino acids. The record is from RefSeq and is a predicted model, not a curated record. Lineage: Eukaryota; Metazoa; Arthropoda; Insecta; Diptera; Cecidomyiidae.